Aureobasidium pullulans EXF-150 is the source of this 2088-nucleotide messenger RNA. RefSeq lists its product as uncharacterized. Gene Ontology annotation, molecular function: ferroxidase activity; copper ion binding. NCBI's taxonomy places the organism in Eukaryota, Fungi, Ascomycota, Dothideomycetes, Dothideales, Saccotheciaceae. Bases 156 to 1997 code for a protein of 613 amino acids. Gene Ontology annotation, biological process: reductive iron assimilation; cellular response to iron ion starvation. Gene Ontology annotation, cellular component: high-affinity iron permease complex. The transcript is spliced from 5 exons. The record is from RefSeq and is a predicted model, not a curated record.
CAGUGCAUCGGUGCGACAUGGCUUGGGAAAAAAAGCAUCUUAUCAAUCAUAUCACUGCCGCCCGCUCUUUCACUUUUCUCAUGUCUGAUUGAUUUCUUGACACAGUCCUCUUAUCAGAUCGUUUCAAUCUACCAUUGGUGUGCACCAAUUCCACCAUGGCAGUCCGAAUUACUCAACUCACACUGCUCUUUGCAUUGCUCCUCACAAUAUGUCGAGCUGCAGUUGUAGAGAAGUACUUCAACCUCACAUGGGUCAUGGCCAACCCUGAUGGCUUGCAAGAGAGAAAGGUCAUUGGUGUCAAUGGCACUUGGCCGCUGCCAGUUCUGGAAGUCAACAAGGGCGAUCGCGUCAUUGUUCAUGUCUACAAUGGCCUAGGAGAUAAAGACACGUCCGUCCAUUGGCACGGCCUUUUCCAAAACGGUACUACACACAUGGACGGGCCAAGCAGAGUUACACAAUGCCCGAUCACGCCUGGAACAUCUUUCACCUACGAUUUCACAGUUGACCAAAGCGGCACCUACUGGUACCAUUGUCACACAGAUUAUUGUUAUCCAGAUGGCUAUCGCGCUCCGUUCAUUGUACAUGACAGUGACGCCUGGUUCGCCGAUCAGUAUAAGGAAGAAUUUGCUGUUACAGUCAGCGAUUGGUACCACAAUAUGGUGGAGGACAUCCGGUUUAUCGAUCUUGCAAACCCAACUGGAGCAGAACCUAUCCCAGAUAGCUUCCUGUUCAACGAUACCAUGAACACCAAGGUCUCAGUCCAGCCAAACACCACAUACUUGUUGAGAAUCAUCAACACGGGUGCAUUUGUUGCUCAGUAUUUCUACAUCGAGGACCACAACUUCACAAUCGUCGAAGUUGACGGUGUAUUCACAGAGCCUGAAGAGGCAUCUUUGAUAUAUAUCGCCGUGGCGCAACGUUACUCAAUCCUGUUCACAACAAAAGCCUCGACGGAUCGUAACUACGGUCUUGUUACCAUCGCUGAUCAAGUUCUGCUCGAUGGAAUUCCGGACACGCUGGUCCUCAACCAGACCAAUUGGCUUCAAUACAACCCUUCGGCCAGUUUCGAUCCUGUCAACGUGACUCUUAACAUUGCCGAUGAGAACCCUGCUUUCGACGACUACUCUCUCGUUCCAUACGACAAGGAGCCUCUUUUGGAGAACCCUACCAAGAUCAUUAACUUGACUGUUUCGAUGGGCAUUCUUGAUAACGGCAAGCCCUACGCCUUUUUCAACGACCAGACUUAUACCCAUCCUAAGGUGCCAUCUCUCUACACUGCUCUCACAGCGGGAGAAUUGGCUACGAAUGAGGCUGUGUAUGGCGAAUACACCAACUCUUUCGUGCUGAAUCAUCUAGAGGUGGUUGAAGUUGUGCUGACUAACAACGAUGGAGGUUCGCAUCCAUUCCAUCUCCAUCAGCAUAACUUCCAGGUCGUCAGCCGCUAUCCGCCGUAUGGCGAGGACUUUUACUCGCUGUCCGAUAACGUUGAUCCUCAAGCCUUCGACCCCAACAACCACACCGCGUUCCCCGAGUACCCCAUGCGUCGCGACGUCGUGGUACUCCCCCCAAUGGGCAACAUUGUUAUUCGUUUCGUCGCAGAUAAUCCUGGUGUCGCGCUCUUCCACUGUCACAUCGAUUGGCACAUGCAGCAAGGUCUGGCUGCUACCUUUAUCGAAGCACCACUCGAGAUGCAGAAGAAGAUCAAAAUUCCCGAAGAUCACUUCGCUGCAUGCAGAGCUGCCGGCGUACCCUACGCAGGAAAUGCAGCUGCCAACACAAAGGAUCUCCUGGACCUCAGUGGCCAGAACAAGCCAGCAAAACCAGUCCCUGCAGGUUUCACGGCUAGAGGCAUUGUAGCCCUAGUCUUCAGCUGCAUCGCGGCGUUUGCAGGUCUAGCAGCUAUUACUUGGUACGGCAUGGCACCUCUCAGUGCAAGUGAGCAAGAAGCUGUUGAGCGUAAAGUUGCGUCGACGAAUGUUCAGACAGCUGAGGAGUGAUGGUUGCAGUAGGGUUGGUUUCCAAGUUGUUGAUGAAAAUGUGAUGUCAAAAAAAGAUCAUGUCAUGACAUGUGAUCUGACUGAAUGGGAC